AUGGUCCACUCAGACCUGAAGAGGGACAAUGUGAUGGUGGUGAACCAUACUCAGAGGCCUCUGCACGUCAAACUGAUCGACUUUGGUUUGACCAUCCCCGCAAGUGAGACUGGGAGAUUUUUGACGAUCCACCAUGUGACGUACAGGCCGCCAGAAGUCAUUUUAGGCUCUGGUUGGGACGAAGGCCUGGACGUGUGGUGCCUGGGACUCAUCAUGUCUCAAUUGUGGCUUGGGUUUAAUUUAUUCCCUGAUGUGGAGUAUGAGGCUCUGAGAGUGAUGCACAAACUACUUGGUCCUCCUCCUGAGCACCUCCUCAAUAAAGGGAGUAAUACCAUCAACUUCUACCGAAGAAGUCGCAGCGGAUGGAACUUAAGGACUCGAGAGGACAUGAAGGCUUCUGUGAAUUAUGAAAUUAAAGAGGACGACGGUUCAGAAUCCUUCGAUUCCCUCACUCAACUGAUCACGGACGUUGUGGAGGAGGACGAAGUGAACACAGAACCAGCCUUAGACCUCCUCAAAAAGCUGUUGGACAUGGACAUGAACGACAGGAUUACUCCCAAACAAAUCCUGCAACACCCAGCCAUCUGUCAUGAACAAAAGGAUGACUUAACAAAUUCAGCUCACAGCGAGGAAGAGGAGGAGCACAUGCCUUUGAGUUGUUUGGAGAUCAAUGACAUUCUUCCUAAAGAAUACAAGGUCAUUAAGAUGUUGGCCAUUGGAAAGUUCGGGCAGUUUGUCAAAUGCAAAAACAAGAGCAUCAACAAGUUUGUGACAGUCAAGGUGCCGUAUUCCAACAACCGGACUCAGCGCGAGGUCAGGCUGCUCCAGAAGAUCACAAACUCUGGGAUGGAUCAUCAAAAUAUUGUCACAUUCGUAGACUCGAUCCAAACCAGUUAUGGAAAGGUUCUGGUGAUGGAAUGUCUUGACAUGAAUCUGUCUGCCUACAUCGACAAGCGCUACCCUCUACCACUGGGACACAUCCGGAGCAUUGUGAAGCAGACGGUCAAUGCAUUACAAGUCCUGGAGUGUAUAAAGGCUAUCCACACUGGGGUCACAGCAGAAAACAUCUUCAUCUGCAGUCUGUUCGCACAAACUCCCACAAUCAAACUGGCUGAUUUUGGUUCUGUGGUUCGGACAAAGAAGGCCAAGGCAGGCAUGAGGGUGCAGCAGCUCGCAUACAGCAGUGUUUCCCACACAUAG
Knipowitschia caucasica is the source of this 1200-nucleotide messenger RNA. The record is from the annotation of a GenBank genome assembly. NCBI's taxonomy places the organism in Eukaryota, Metazoa, Chordata, Actinopteri, Gobiiformes, Gobiidae.